AUGCCUAAACGCUUUGAUCAAAUACCACAGAAUGUCAGUUGGGAGCCAGAUUGGUCAACAACCUGGAGGGACGACAAUCCAUGCCAAUGUGCACCAGCAACUUAUGCUGGAUUAAUACCCUAUUAUCAACCUGGCUUCUAUCCCCCACACUUUGUAAACUUAAACGAAGAAAAUCGUCAAAAAUGUGAACUCAUGUUGAGCGAGGAAAAAUAUGCAAAAUUAUUUGGCUUGUUAGACAGGUCAACAACCGGAUGUUUAAAUUUUACAGAAAACACAAAAGAAGAAAAUUUAAAAAAUAAAUUUAAUAUUCAACUAAAAACAAAUACAAGCACAAAUUUAAUUAAGGAAGACAAUGUAGAAAAAAUUUUAGAUUUAUCGGGGUUAUAA
Messenger RNA from Meloidogyne enterolobii, 387 nucleotides. The record is from the annotation of a GenBank genome assembly. Lineage: Eukaryota; Metazoa; Nematoda; Chromadorea; Rhabditida; Meloidogynidae.